This is a messenger RNA of Saxophila tyrrhenica, 1338 nucleotides long. RefSeq names its product Golgin imh1. The transcript is spliced from 3 exons. NCBI's taxonomy places the organism in Eukaryota, Fungi, Ascomycota, Dothideomycetes, Mycosphaerellales, Extremaceae. The coding region runs from base 1 to 1338 and encodes 445 amino acids. The record is from RefSeq and is a predicted model, not a curated record.
AUGCCUCCAAAGCCUUCCAAUUCCAUCCCUUCGAGGGCGCGAAAAUCGGCAAAAGAUCUGCAGCUACAACCAUUAUCACCGCUGGCUGAGAGGCCCAAAAGACCGAAAAAGGUCGUCACUGGUCUAGAAGGCGGCCGGGAAGCGGCCGCGGUCUGGCAGAAGAAGCUGGAAGCCGUCGAGCAAGAACUCGAGGCGGCGAAUCGGAUUGCGGAUAGCAAGAAGAACCAUGAGGCUGCCGCUGCGACUUUGCGCGCUCAGCUGAAGAAAGUGACACAAGAACGUGAUGAGGCGUAUCAGAUGGUCAUUGACUGUGGUCGCUGCCCAUCUGAUGCGAAGGAGAAGGCCCGCGCCGGUCUCGAGGCGCCCGCUGAGAAUGUUCAGCCUGACCCAUCCCUGACGACCAUCCCAGAGGUUCCCGAGCCUGUUCAGACCUUGACUGAAUCAGCUAAAGCUAAAGUCGAAAGCCCUAAGUCUAGGCAGUCGAGUGAAGGCAAACAGUCUUCAGGAUCAAAGCAACCAGCCAAAGGCAAGCAACCGGCGAAAGAAGCAGCGUCUCAGUCAACCGCAUCCACGCCAAAGGAAGCCGCGAAGGGAAAGCAGCCAGCAAGAGAGGUCACUCCAGAGCCAGCUAUACCUCAGGCGAAGCAAACCUCGAAAGAGAAGCAGUCAGGAAAGGAUGUUGCGAAAGAGGCGGCUACAUUCAUCCUUGGUGCCGCUAACAUGGGGCGUCAAGAGGACCUUUUGGAGCACGUUGCGAAGCUCAAAAUGACCCCAUCUGAAAUGGAGGCGCAUGCAAAGAGGGUCAAGGAGGAAGCAGAAGCAUGGCUCCCAACACUGUCUUACACAUAUGGCAUGUUGGACCUUACCAUCACUGCGCUGUAUAAUUUCCGCAGAGCCGACGACUUGGUCAAGGCAUUUCGAAAGAUUGAGAACAAAUCUCCUUCGACAAAGCACUUGGAUAUUCCCACGAACAUGGCGUCUAUGAUUCAUAUGCGGAAGACAUAUGCCCGUCUUUUCGGCGACCUACACUCUUUGAAUCACACCAAUAUCUCUGCGCUGCAGAAGCUUUCGAUGCACCAGGAGCUUCUCGAUGAGAGGGCCAGUUAUCGCGCUCUUGUCCAAACAAUUCAAGAAUGCGGGAGGGCGCAGAUUGUGGAACCGAUGAUGGCAGCCGAGUAUGCCGACGGUGAUGAUGCGAUCUCCCUGGAGCAGCUGACCAUGUUCCAACACGCUAUCGAAGGUCUCAAUUGGCUAGGAAACCCACACCCAGAGUCAGGUGAUCUGGGGUGGAGGGAUGUGGUCGAUGAAAUCCAGGAGUCUUUCACGGACCUAACAUAA